Peromyscus leucopus (white-footed mouse) is the source of this 4250-nucleotide messenger RNA. RefSeq names its product ELL associated factor 1 (gene Eaf1). The coding region runs from base 15 to 1082 and encodes 355 amino acids. Gene Ontology annotation, cellular component: super elongation complex. Lineage: Eukaryota; Metazoa; Chordata; Mammalia; Rodentia; Cricetidae. The transcript has 6 exons. The record is from RefSeq and is a predicted model, not a curated record. Gene Ontology annotation, molecular function: transcription elongation factor activity. Gene Ontology annotation, biological process: regulation of transcription elongation by RNA polymerase II; positive regulation of DNA-templated transcription.
GGAAUCCUCCCUCCAUGGCACUUCCCCCGCUAUUUCCGCUGGGAAACCGGAGGUCCCUCCCCGACGCCGGAAGCGCAGCGUCCUCACUUCCUCAGAGUCUCUCGAGACGCAGUGGAGACUGGUUUCCGGCCCCGGGUGGGCGCGGACUUGGCUCGGUGCGCGCUCCGGAGCUGGGUCCCGGGAGCGCGGUCCUGCGGGCCGCUUGCGCGGGGAUCCGGGACUGCGGCCGCGCGAGGAGAGCGCCGAUCUGGGUGCCAGGCAGGUGCAAGGCCAUGAACGGCACGGCGAACCCGCUGCUGGAUCGGGAGGAGCACUGCCUGAGGCUGGGGGAGAGCUUCGAGAAACGGCCGCGGACCUCCUUCCACACUAUUCGCUAUGAUUUUAAGCCAGCAUCGAUAGAUACCUCCUGUGAAGGAGAGCUCCAGGUUGGCAAAGGAGAUGAAGUCACAAUUACACUGCCACAUAUCCCUGGGUCCACACCACCGAUGACCGUGUUCAAAGGGAACAAACGGCCUUAUCAGAAAGACUGUGUGCUCAUUAUCAAUCAUGACACUGGAGAGUAUGUGCUGGAGAAGCUCAGCAGCAGCAUUCAGGUCAAGAAGACGAGAGCCGAGGGGAGCAGUAAAAUCCAAGCCCGAAUGGAACAGCAGCCUGUUCGUCCCCCACAGCCACCACAGCCACCCCCUCCUCCACCACCCAUGCCGUUCCGAGCCCCAACGAAGCCUCCAGCUGGACCUAAAACUUCUCCCUUGAAGGAUAACCCCUCACCUGAGCCCCAGCUGGAUGACAUCAAAAGAGAGCUGCGGGCUGAGGUUGACAUCAUUGAGCAGAUGAGCAGCAGCAGUGGGAGCAGUUCCUCCGACUCCGAGAGCUCCUCGGCGGCCAGCGACGACGACAGCUCCAGCAGCGGAGCAGAGGACCAUGGCCCGGCCUCUCCUCCGCAGCCUUCACAUCAGCAGGCCUACGGCAGCAGGCCUGCAGUGGCCAAUGGAACCAGCCGGCCCCAAGGAAGCGCUCAGCUCAUGAAUACGCUCAGAAAUGACUUGCAGUUAAGUGAGUCUGGCAGUGACAGUGAUGACUAGCACUGGCUUUUGAAAUCUGCUUUCUGUACGCAGACACGCUGCAAGACCCAGCUACUUCUGCUGGGACUCUGCGCCACAGGAGGAUGUUGCGAAGCAGAGCCUGGAGGAGGAGUUAAGGCCUGGAAGCAUUCAGAUACUCAGUCUUUAACUUGGUGGUGGUGGGUGAUUUUCUCAUGUAAUUCUUGAACAAUCUCUUGUUUCAGAGUUUAAGUAGAUCUAUAGGAGAACUAAUGGAAUUCUGUUUCCCUGUGGUUAACAUUAUUAAUGAAAAAUUGAACAAUGCACCCUGGUCUAGAUUAUUCAAAACUCAUGUCUUCACCAGGCCAGUAAUUCAGCAGCCAUCAGUUUGGCCAGAUGGUUUGUACCAGUAAAGGGUUAUAGAAAGAAAGGAGUUCUUCAAACUGUGUCAUAGAAAUACAUUAAGACCACUUUACAUCUUUGACAUGAGGUGGUAAGGAAGUUUUAUGUGACCCAGUUUGACAAGACCAUAGAGGUGGACCUUGACAGAGUCUUUGGGUCAGUUGGUGUGUGUGUAUGUGUAUGUGUAUGUGCCUGUGAGUACUGGAAAUCCAGUACUCUGUGUGUGUGUGUGUGUGUGUGUGUGUGUGUGUGUGUGUGUGUGUGUGUGUGUGUGUGUGUGUGUUUGCGCGCGCGCGCUGGAAAUCCAGUAGCUCAGUUCAGCACAGCUAGGAAAGGAAGCACACAGCAGGGAAUGGCCAGUCACCUGUCCCGGUACAAGCUUUGCUCACUACUUCUCCUCUGAAUUACACUUGCUGCUGUCAGAUUUUUCUGCACAGAACUCUGUCAGAUUCCAAAAGACAAAAGCGUUGCUGACGUUUAUCUUGGAUUCAGACUCAGGCAGUUCCUGUGUAUGCGAGGCAGAGUGAGCAGGUUAAAUCAGCACCUGCCAUGCUGACACACAUCCUCAGCUCAUCUGAGGCCUGUGGGUUCAUGUGGAUCCAUCCCUUAGGUGUUCUUCAUUCCACAGAUGUUAGCAGAGGUUAGGAAUCAAAGAGGGAUGGAGUGAAGAGACCUCUGAACAGAUGAACCAGCAGCAAGUCUCCACGGACAGGCCUCCAGUCAGGAGUUCUGCAGAUAGGUCAGUCUUCAGGAGCUCUGUUUAUGCUUUUGUGCCUGACUCCCAGACUGGUUGGUAUUUUUAUAGAAGAGAAUCACAAGAUUGCAGUGUGCCACUUCCAAAUGACCGUUCUUGCUGGAAAUUGGUCACUAGUCAAUGUUCCAUAUUGAGGAAGUGUGUGGUGACUUAUAUGUCACUGCCCAUUCUAGUUAGAAUGAAUAUAUCGUAGGAAAUUCCUGUCUUUGCUUUACAUUUGCUUUCCCUGGGUUCCUCUACUCAUAUACCCCUUUCUUCUGAGUAGUGGAGGGAGGUGGUCUGGACCUAGAAAGGAAAUGGCUGGUCCGUGGUGGGGGCUUAGGUUAGAGUCAUACCGUGUAGAUCAACUGUUUGAUCCACACAGAGAUUGAAGUGAUCUGAGAUGGGGCAGAAGCCAUUGCCUAGCAGCACAUCUACACCACUCUGCCCAAGUACAGGUGUAGAGGGUGUGUGCACUGGUACGUUGGGCUGGGUUUCAGCCCAUUGGGGGAUGCUCGGUGGAUUUCCAGUGGCAGAUGGGAACCUCUUGAUAGUAAACUGAUAAUUGCUUUAUAAUUCUUUGGUAAUGACAGCUCAGGGAAGGUGAAGGUUAUGAUUGGGUGACUUGAAUUGUCACUGGAUGUGAGAAUUGAAUUGUCUUACUGCUCUUAACCUGUUAACAUUGGGGCAGGUUUCAAGAACUUGAACUAAAAAUAACUAUUUAAGUAUCCCCUUGCCCUGCUUUUCUCCAAAAGCCCUGGUUUGUGGAGACAGAACUGUGGUGUUAGGAUGCUGGUCAGUGACUGUUUGUAUAGAAAGUACUUGCAUGUGGCACUGGGCUUGAUUAGUCGAGCUUUCUGAGCCUCAGACUCCACUGAGUCUGGCCUACCCAGCACCACAUUCCUUUGUUGGCUCCAGUUUUUCUGUCUGCACAAAUCCUUCAGUGGUCCUAUCUCCUUUUCCCACCACAGUAAGAAAGCCAUUUUUGAAUAUCCAGAAUGUAGCCUCUACAUUGAUGAUGACAAUGAUGACCUCUCAGGGGUAUCCUUGUGCCAACCAAAUGGCUUCCUUCCUGUCUCUGUGCCUUUGCUGUCCCCUCUUCUUCACUCACUCAGCCUUCUCCAGAGCUCCUCAGGCACCAUCGUCACCAACUCUUCAUUUCUUUCAACCUUUGGGCUAUGCUGUGGUGUGCAUACCUGGUCUCUGGUUGGCAGGAGCACCUCAAAAUUAGGGACUGUCAUCACAGAGCUAGACAUACACAUGCUCCUAGCUUGGUAGGGGGGAGGCUGAGAUAACUAACUAGUUAAGGACUGAGGAUAAACAUAGGGGAAACUGUCCAGGCAUUGAGACAAAGCUAAUGCUUUGACUACCCCUGCAAGUCCCUGCUGAAUUCUUUCUUAAAUUACCUUUUCUUUGCUCUAUGCAACGUUGGCCACUUGGGUGAGGUGGGAAAACUAAUUCUACAAAGAAGCCAUGGCAAUCCUUGGAAAAUUGUUGGGGAAAUGCAAUACAAAUAAACUAAAGAUUUGUAAUAAUGCCACUGGUUAAUUUAUUUCUGUAGCAGAAUAAUUUUCUGUAUGGGUGGUGUGCUGCAGUAAUAAGGAAACUUGAAAAUUCCAAAGUCCUUCCUUCUCUUUUUUGAGAGUCUGGUUUAGUUUCGUGUGUGUGUGUGUGUGUGUGUGUGUGUGUGUGUGUGUGUGUGUGUGUGUGUGUGUGUGUGUGUGAAUGGCAUAUUUAUUACAUUAUUUUGGAAGAGAAUUAUUUGUCUGUUUUGUAGAUAUGUAUUAAGAACAGCCAAAGUGGAUCUUUCCACUUGGCAAGGAACAUAGACUUUCUAAGACUCAGGCCUUAACCAGUAGCUUGGAAGACCAACUCAAGUGUUAGGAAAUGUAUGUUUUUGUUGUCUCUGUUAUUUCUGUCUUAGAUUCCUUGUCUCCUUUAAUAAUAUUUAAAAUCUUGUGCCUACAAAUUCAUUUUGCUUAAUUCUGAUGUAGACAUGCAUGUUUACAUUUAUAUUUGCUGUGUAGUCUCUUCAAGAGGAAUAUAUUUAAAUAAAAAUGAAGGUCAGCAAUAUA